This is a messenger RNA of Penicillium argentinense, 969 nucleotides long. RefSeq lists its product as uncharacterized. The transcript has 6 exons. Lineage: Eukaryota; Fungi; Ascomycota; Eurotiomycetes; Eurotiales; Aspergillaceae. Bases 1 to 969 code for a protein of 322 amino acids. The record is from RefSeq and is a predicted model, not a curated record.
AUGCGCCUCCCGGAAAUAGCACUCGGGCUUCAGAACGAAGAUUCCAACUGGGAUGAGGUUUCUGUCGAUCAGGCAAGGACGUGGCUGACAUUCUGCUGUAUGGAUUUGGGGCGCCAUAUCAACCAAAAUUACUUCAUCAGUGAAGUGACUCGCUACACUGAACUUGGAAAGCAUCUCCUUUACACGCCCUUUUGCAGAAAUGUGGACUUUCGGAUUGAUGCUUACCUUGAAGUUCUCUCAAUCGCCAACAAUGCGAGAAAAACCUUCCAAUUCUCAAACAAUUUCAAAUCAGAACCGAUCUCAGUGGAAAAUCUUGAGUUACUGCAAGAAUCGAAUCACAAAUUGGAUUCGUGGUAUCAUCGCCACAGCACGGCUGUCGAUCCAGUUUACCAAUCAUAUUCAAAGCCUCAAGAUCGAGAUAGGAUGAAGAUACCGUAUAAUCUGAUUCGGAUGUAUACGAAUGGAUACGUUCUUCAUGGUCUCAAACCCGGCGUCUCUGCUAUACACCCACUCCGCGUUCAUUUCGUUGGGAUUGCAGUUGAUGCAGGAAUCAAAUUACUUGACUGUGCGCUCCAGUCCAUGAAUUACCAAUCAACGCUGAAAUACUCAAUUGAUUACUCGGACUCGUCACUUGGCUCAGCAAUCAACUACUUGCUCCAUGCUUGCAAUGUUGCCUUUCACUACGUGAAUACUAACGAGAUCAUUCAAGUUCUAGAGCGAGCCCAGAAAAUGUUCCAAAAUGCCAAUUUGAACUCGAAGGCACAGGAGUUGAGCAAUGCCCUGGGCCAGCUUGUGCAGGCCAAUGCGGUAUCAUCGGAGAUGAAUACUAGUAGCCACCAAGAUCAAGCAAUGAACGACCACCAGAUGUCGGACAAUCCAGAUUGGCUCUCGAAUUUUAGGCUUCCACUUUCAGAUUUUUCCCUCGAUGAAGUCUCUCUAGAAAACAUCUUUCUCUACUCCGGUGAAUGA